Lodderomyces theae is the source of this 990-nucleotide messenger RNA. RefSeq names its product spermine synthase. The transcript has a single exon. Lineage: Eukaryota; Fungi; Ascomycota; Pichiomycetes; Serinales; Debaryomycetaceae. Gene Ontology annotation, molecular function: spermidine synthase activity. Gene Ontology annotation, cellular component: cytosol. Gene Ontology annotation, biological process: spermidine biosynthetic process. The coding region runs from base 1 to 990 and encodes 329 amino acids. The record is from RefSeq and is a predicted model, not a curated record.
AUGCAUGAUCUCAAACCUCGAAGCUCUGUGGCUUCCACAUUUGACCAGGAUCCGCCAAUAGAUAUCUCCAAAUUCAACCACGAGACAAUAUCAUACGACUCAAAGAGUCUGGCCUACUGGUUUUACGAAAAGUCUGCUGACGCAUUCCCCGGACAAGCAUUUGGUUUGCAAGUGGAUCGAAUUUUGUACCACACCAAAUCACAAUACCAAGAUAUUUUAGUUCUCAAGUCAACAACAUUUGGCAAUGUGUUGGUUCUCAACGGGAUUAUCCAAUGCACCGAAAAAGAUGAGUUUGCGUAUCAAGAAUUGAUAACUCACGUACCAAUCAUGUCUCAUCCAUCCCCGAAAAAAGUGCUUGUUAUAGGAGGAGGAGAUUGCGGUGUUAUCCGCGAACUAGUGAAACAUGUUGAGGACCAAACUGUGGAAUCAAUAACCAUGGUUGAAAUCGACGAUAUGGUGAUCAAAUUGCUGACGAAAUAUCUACCACAAAUGGCGAAAUAUCAUAAUCACCCAAAACUAAACUUGAUAAUUGAGGACGGAUUCAAAUUCCUUCGUGAAACUAAACUCAAAUUUGACGUAAUUAUAACCGACUCUUCUGAUCCUGAAGGUCCAGCGGAGGAGUUUUUCCAAGUCAACUAUUUCAAGUUGUUACGCAAUGCAUUAAAUGACAAAGGGAUUGUAAUAAUGCAAUCACUGGAGAAUAUAUGGCUAAACAUAAGAUAUCUCCGAAGCUUGAUCAAAAAGUGCAAGUAUGUGUUUCCCAAUGUCAAAUUUUGUCAAUGUUAUAUGCCCAGUUAUACUUCGGGACAGUUGGGAUUAUUGGUGGCCACGAUUGAUGAGUCCUUGAACUUGACAGCCCCAUUGAGAACUUUUGAUCGGAGGAAAGAAGGCCAGUUGUUCAAAUACUAUAAUCAAUUCGUCCAUCAAAGCUCAUUUAUCUUACCUACUUGGGCACAGGAUUAUUUGGAACAGGAUGGCGAAAGCGUGUGA